Colletotrichum graminicola M1.001 is the source of this 771-nucleotide messenger RNA. RefSeq names its product pyridoxamine 5'-phosphate oxidase. Gene Ontology annotation, biological process: pyridoxine biosynthetic process. The coding region runs from base 1 to 771 and encodes 256 amino acids. The record is from RefSeq and is a predicted model, not a curated record. The transcript has 2 exons. Lineage: Eukaryota; Fungi; Ascomycota; Sordariomycetes; Glomerellales; Glomerellaceae. Gene Ontology annotation, molecular function: pyridoxamine phosphate oxidase activity; FMN binding.
AUGGCUCUUCACCCGCCUCCUGAGAGCGACAAGCUCAUUUUCGCCCCCGCCGGCUCGGCGCAGAACACCCGCGCAGACCAGUUCACCCUCUCGACCCUCUCGCGCGCCUCCCUGCACCCGUCGUCGCCGGUGCCACAGUUUCACGCGUGGUUCACGGCGGCGCAGGAGUCCCACGCGGUGGCGCACCCGGAGACGUGCACGCUCUCGACGGCGUCGCUGCCGUCGGGCCGCGUGUCGGCGCGCAUGGUGUACCUCAAGGAGCUCGACGCGCGCGGCGGUUUCGUCGUGUACACUAACCUGGGCACCUCGCGCAAGGCGGCGGACCUGGCGACCAACCCGCACGCGAGCCUGACGUUCUGGUGGGAAGCGCUGCAGCGGCAGGUGCGCGUCGAAGGCGUUGCGGCCCGGCUGAGCCCCGAGGCGAGCCAGGCCUACUUCGACACGCGCGUCCGGGGCAGCCGGCUGGGCGCGUGGGCGAGCCGACAGAGCCAGGUGCUGGAACCCCGGCCCGACGCCGAGGGCGAAGACGGCGGGCCGGACGACGGGCGGGCGCAGCUCGAGGGGUGGGUCCGCGAGGUCGAGGAGCGAUUCCGCGGCGAGGACAAGAUCCCCGUGCCCGAGUUCUGGGGCGGGCUGCGCAUCGUGCCGGACAGGGUCGAGUUCUGGCAAGGCCGGGAGAACCGGCUGCACGACCGGUUCGUGUACGACAAGGUCGAGGGCGGCGAGCACGGGGAGGAGGAAAAGUGGACUGUCAACAGGCUGAGCCCUUGA